Molecule: messenger RNA, 426 nt
Organism: Sphenostylis stenocarpa
Lineage: Eukaryota; Viridiplantae; Streptophyta; Magnoliopsida; Fabales; Fabaceae
Source: the annotation of a GenBank genome assembly
AUGCGUGCCACUCUUGAUAGUCGCAUGAGGUUCUUCGUGAGAAACGCUUUCCUCACUCGCCUCACCUACAACAACACCACCAACACCCUCCACUACAAUCUCACCGUCGAGGUCGCCAUCCCCGCCGAACACGCCACCAUCGACUACUUGAGUGCCGCCGUCUCCUACCAUAAUAUCACGUUCGCAUCUCACCCCGUUGAAACCCUAAUUCAGGAUUUCAAUGGGUUGAGAUUGCGUUUUGACGGUGAGCGUUAUAUCAUGCUCACCCAUGUCCAGCUUUCAAAGGUGAACUACGAUAACAUGUCCGGAUUUUACAACCUCACUCUUAAUCUAUGGCCACCCAAGAUGAGAACUCCUGAGGAGCUUCUUUGUGAUUUGCAACUUCCGAUUCAUCAUUAUGUCAGGUGUAAUGGGAUCGAUGAUUAA